Messenger RNA from Xiphophorus maculatus (southern platyfish), 1040 nucleotides. It is a transcript of the gene map1lc3cl, whose product is annotated as microtubule-associated proteins 1A/1B light chain 3C-like. Gene Ontology annotation, molecular function: ubiquitin protein ligase binding. Bases 54 to 464 code for a protein of 136 amino acids. Gene Ontology annotation, biological process: autophagosome assembly; autophagy of mitochondrion; cellular response to nitrogen starvation. NCBI's taxonomy places the organism in Eukaryota, Metazoa, Chordata, Actinopteri, Cyprinodontiformes, Poeciliidae. The record is from RefSeq and is a predicted model, not a curated record. Gene Ontology annotation, cellular component: autophagosome membrane; autophagosome; cytosol. The transcript is spliced from 4 exons.
CGCUUACUUCCAACCAUUGGCCUUUCCAAAACCGUCCCAAACGACGAGCAAACAUGGCUCCUUUUGAGAAAUCCAUGGAGAUGACGCCCUUCAAGCAGAGGAAAUGCCUCGCGACGAGAAAAGAUGAAGUGUGCACUAUUCGGUCUAAAUUCCCCAACAAGCUGCCAGUGAUAGUUGAACGUUACGUCAGAGAGAAAAGCCUCCCACUGCUGGACAAAACAAAGUUUCUGGUUCCCUUUGAGCUAACGUUGGGUCAGUUCCUCUGCCUUCUCAGGAAUAAGAUCGCUCUGGACCAGACCCAGACGCUGUUCCUCCUGGUGGCAGAGCGGAGCAUGUCCUGCAUGUCCUCCAGCAUGAGGGACAUCUACUCCCGCUUCAGAGACGCCGACGGCUUCCUGUACAUCACCUACGCCUCUCAGGAGGCGUUCGGAGGGCCUCGGUCAGCAGACAAGCCGCCUCACUGAGGCAGAUUUUGACUAAAUGAACUGAAAUCACAAAGGGACGAACUGAGCCAAAUGAGACACACUUUUAAAAUCCAGCACUGCUGCUUCACAUCUGCCUACCUCAAUAAACUGUCAAAGACCUCGUCUCAGACUCUGCUGACAUUAGAGGACAACAUGAUGAAGACUCCAGCCAAAACUUGCAUAAUGUAGACAAACAUUUUGUUUUUAAUUGAAAAAAAUCUCCUUUGGAUUUUUUUUUACCCAUGUUCAAAUUAUAUAAAAUGAUUGUACUUUGUAAUGUUUUUUUUCUUUCUGUUAAAAGCUUUGAAAUGUGUGUUCUUGCAUUUUCCACACUGUUGCAGCGUGAGCUCAUUAUGAAUCCAUCUAAAGCCACCAAACUGUCUCCCGUCUGAGCACUUAUUUCUUCUUUCUAUUCCCUUUUUAUUUAAAAAAUAUACUUCCUCAGCUUCCCUCAAAGAAUGUGAAUCCCUCCCUCAGGCUCAUUAUUAAACACAGAAGCGCUUUUAGGUGUCUGUUUGUGCUGUUCUGAUGUGUUCUGGGUCCAAAGCACCAAAAAUAUAUUCCUAUUUCAUCCUA